GUCACGACUCCGGAAGCGGAUCGGCCAUGUUACCGGGUGACCCCGGGAGCGGUGCCGGGAGAGAGGCGACGGCGGGGUCCGCCGAAGGGACGCGGCUGCCGUGAGGGACUCGAAGCGCCUCCCCUUCCUCGGUCUUUCCCGGUCAGCCGUCCCCCAUGGCAGCGUGGUCGCGGGAGGCUGUCCUGACCCUCUACCGGGCUCUGCUGCGCCAGGGCCGUGGGCUGCGCUACACCGACCGCGACUUCUACCUCGCUUUUAUCCGCCGCGAGUUCCGCAAGAACCGGGGGCUGCAGCAGCUGGAGGACAAGGAAAGACAAUUGGAGAAGGGGCAAGCUUUCCUGCAGAGCAAGCUCGGGGGGCUGAUUUAGGUUCCCUGGGGUUCAUUUUGGCCCCACUUACUUCCCUCUUCAUUCCAAAAUCACUUUUCCAUACGAAAGAGAUGGUUGACACUCCGUGCCCGCCACUGGCUUGAAGAAAUCCAGAAGGUGCCUCCACAGACACACCAGGAGGGCUCUCCUGUUCUCUUUACAGAUGCAUUAGGUCACAGGGGAGAUGGCGGGCGCUGGGCAGCGCAAAGGGAGGAAAGAUGACAACGGCAUCGGCACAGCCAUCGACUUCGUGCUGUCCAACGCCCGGCUGGUGCUGGGCGUGGGGGGAGCUGCCAUGCUGGGCAUCGCCACGCUGGCUGUCAAACGGAUGUACGACCGGGCAAUCAGUGCUCCCAGCAGCCCCACUCGCUUGAGCCAGGCAGGAAAGAGAAGCUGGGAAGAACCAAACUGGCUGGGCUCCUCCUCACGCUUACUGACCCAGGACAUGAAGACGAACCUCAGCCGCUCCCUGCAGACCCUUCCCACCGAUUCUUCAGCUGCAGACACAGACUUUUUCCGACCCACCAAGCCCAAGCCAUCUGCCAAGAGGACUCAAGUAGAGCUGAAAAAAUCCCGCCUUCGUCUGUCUCUGCAAGAAAAGCUCUUCGCUUAUUACCGGAGGAAGGUGGCCAUCCCGGCAGACGAGCAGGCUCGGGCCAAGCAGGCAGCCGUGGAUAUCUGCGCGGAGCUGCGCAGCUUCCUCCGUGCCAAGCUGCCGGACAUGCCCCUGCGUGACAUGUACCUCAGUGGCAGCCUUUAUGAUGAUCUGCAGGUAGUGACAGCUGACCACAUCCAGCUCAUCGUGCCUCUGAUGCUGGAGCAGAACCUGUGGUCGUGCAUCCCCGGAGAGGACACCAUCAUGAACAUUCCUGGCUUCUAUUUGGUGCGUCGGGAAAACCCCGAGUACUUUCCCCGUGGGAGCAGCUACUGGGACCGCUGUGUGGUGGGAGGUUACCUUUCCCCCAAAGCCGUAGCAGACACCUUCGAGAAAGUUGUAGCUGGCUCCAUCAACUGGCCAGCAAUCGGUUCUCUCUUGGAUUACGUGAUCCGUCCAGCAGCUCCCCCAGCAGAUUUGACGCUGGAAGUCCAGUAUGACCCAGAACGGCAUCUUUUUAUUGACUUCCUGCCAUCCCUGACUCUGGGUGACAUCAUCCUGGUGGCCAAACCCCACCGGCUGGUCCGCAAUGACAACCUGUGGCGACUCAGCCUGCGGCCAGCGGAAACGGCUCGCCUCCGAGCCCUGGACCAGUGUGAUUCUGGGUGCCGUUGCCUGUGCCUGAAGAUCUUCAAAGCGAUUUGCAAGCUGAACCCAGCCCUGGGCCACCUCACUGCCAGCCAGCUCACCAACGUCAUCCUGCACCUAUCCCAAGAAGAGUCCGACUGGUCCCAGGACAUGCUGGCUGAUCGCUUCUUGCAGGCACUGAAGGGGCUGAUCCGCUACUUGGAGGCGGGUGUCCUCCCCAGUGCUCUGAACCCCAAGGUGAACUUAUUUUCAGAGCUCACCCCUGAAGAAGUGGAUGAGUUGGGAUAUACCCUCUACAGCUCUCUCUCGGAGCCAGAGGUCUUGCUGCAGACGUAAUGGGGCCUUACCUAGGGAAGUGUUGAUAGGGUUCAGCCAAGGUGGACUUUGAUUACUGCUAAAUGUGUCUCCUUCACUUCUCUGUCUCCUUUCGGUUGAUUAUUUUUUCCUUCUGUGGAGCUGGUGCUCCCACUGGAUUUCUUGGUGCUACUGGUCCAUUUCCACCAUCUCUCCCCCAAUAAGAACCCAUCAGCUCGGGAAGAGAGGCUAAAACUGCAGCUUUAAGAUCUUUGCUUAAAUUCUGCUGAGGUUUAAGUGUUUACCAAAAAAACAAAACAAAACAAAACUAUGCACUUCAUUCACCUGUAGUACACUUACUGCAGCAAGUCCAUUUUGGUCUGAAGAAGGUGGAACUGGGCUGGUAAAUCCAGUGACAAUUUUAGCAGACUUGCCUUGAGGUCCUUUCUUAUCCUCCAGUCUGAUUACCCCAUAUUUCUUUUUCUCUGCUUUACCACACUGCCUUACUUUGUUUUGUUUUUGGGGUUUUUUUGUCCCUUUGACCCAGUGGUUCAGGGCAGACUGACUGAAGUAUUUUGGAUAAGGUUUGUUUUUUUAAUUUCUGAGUGGGCAGUGAUUACACUGGCAGUACUUAGGGCUGUAGGCCUUGGAAAAGGAGAAUGCCCAUGGCUUCUGCUUCUAUGGAGCCUUCUCAUCCUUUGCAAGCUAGGUCCAGGAAUAAGGACUGAGGAUUGUCCAGUCUGCUGCAACACAGCCUCCAGUAUGGACAAUUCUCACUGAAGCUGUUGCAGGGUAGAAAGAAAUCUUUGUGGUCUGGCUGUGUGAUGAGGCCAAAGGAGCAGGGCUUGCCAUUCCUGCCUAGCCAGAUCACUGUGUGUUGCUGGUGGGAAUGGCCUUGGGAAUGGAGAGCAGGGCAGCUUCUUAGAUCUCUGUCUCUGGUCUAGAGGAAGAGAGGCUGAUUAUGAGGGAAUGGUAAGAGAAACACAUGGGAACAGGGAUUUUUUUAUUUUA
This is a messenger RNA of Calypte anna (Anna's hummingbird), 2916 nucleotides long. RefSeq names its product mitochondrial elongation factor 1 (gene MIEF1). The record is from RefSeq and is a predicted model, not a curated record. Bases 553 to 1947 code for a protein of 464 amino acids. Gene Ontology annotation, cellular component: mitochondrial outer membrane. Lineage: Eukaryota; Metazoa; Chordata; Aves; Apodiformes; Trochilidae. Gene Ontology annotation, biological process: mitochondrion organization; positive regulation of mitochondrial fission. The transcript is spliced from 6 exons.